ACAUGUUUGCAUUUCAGAAUGUAUACCUGGCCGCUUCGGUGAAGAGUGCCUAUUUACGUGCGAUGACUGUUUAAAUGGUGGACACUGUAACGAGAAGAAAAAUGGCUGCCUGUGCUCCCCAGGCUGGCAAGGACUCGUCUGUAAUGAAACUUGCGCAAAGGGAACAUUUGGAGAAAAUUGUAACAAUACGUGUACAUGUCUAAAUGGUGGAACAUGUGAUCACAUGACAGGGAGAUGUCAAUGCCCACCGGGAGUAAAGGGAGACAAAUGUGAAGAUGGUUGUCCUUCAGGGUUUUUUGGAGAGUUCUGUGAGAAGAAAUGUCCAAGGGACUGUCCUACAGGAUAUUGUGAUAGAACGUUUGGUUUCUGUGAGUGUAAUCCUGGUUUUUUCGGACUUUCUUGUAAUAUUCCUUGCCCUCCAUUUACGUAUGGUGGAAAUUGUAUUCAGCACUGCGAUUGUAACAAAGGACAAACAAAUAAGUGUAACGCUAAGACAGGUGACUGCAUUUGCAAGCCUGGAUUUCAUGGACCCCGCUGUGAGCAAGGCUGUCCAAAUGGAUUCUACGGCAUUGGCUGUUCAAUGCAAUGCCGCUGCGAUAACGACAUGGAAUGUGAUCACGUGACUGGCGAAUGCAUUCAGAAUUGCCCUGCCGGAACCAUGGGUCGAAACUGCAAUCAACCAUGCCCUCACGGACGAUAUGGUAAGAAUUGUGCAUCAACGUGCCAGUGUGUUGAUAGUCCGUGUGAUCCUAUAAUUGGUUUGUGUAUAUGUGCAGCUGGCAGAACUGGUCUUAACUGCACUGAAAAGUGUCCUCCUGGAUAUUAUGAUAAGAAUUGCCGUAAGGAGUGUGGUUGUCACAACGACGCUGGAUGUAAUUCGGUAACUGGAGAGUGUCUCUGUCUACCUGGCUGGCAUGGAUCUAAAUGUUCUAAAGUUUGUUCACAAGGCAGUUAUGGCAAAGAUUGUUCGGAGCAAUGUUUAUGCGAGAAUGGUGCUCAUUGUCAUCCGCAGAAUGGUCAGUGCACGUGCACAUUAGGAUAUGUUGGACAAUUCUGUGAUAGAGCAUGUCCAGCAGGUAAAUACGGAGCAUCAUGCAUAGAGACAUGUGAGUGUGAGAACAGUGCUGAGUGUGAUCAUAAAACAGGCGACUGUCUCUGUUCACCAGGUUGGAGGGGACGUAAAUGUGAUCAAAAAUGUUCUAACAGCACAUAUGGUCCUGGCUGUUUACAGCAGUGUGAAUGUAGAAAUAACGCCAGUUGUGACCACGUGACCGGAGUUUGUGAAUGUGCCCCAGGGUGGCGCGGGCGACACUGCAGUAAAGGUUGUCCAAUAGGAUUUUUUGGCAAGGAUUGUCAAGGUAUAUGCAACUGUGCUAAUGCUGCCAUCUGUAACCACGUGACUGGGCAAUGUAAAUGCGCUUCCGGUUUUACUGGUCCAACCUGUACAGAAAAAUGUCCAGAGGGUCAAUAUGGCAAGGAAUGUGAAAGAACAUGCGAAUGUAUGAAUGGCGGCACAUGUGACCCAAUUACAGGUGUAUGCGUUUGUCCCCCAGGUUGGCGAGGAGGUCUUUGUGAAGAAGAAUGUGAAGUUGGUCUUUAUGGUGUGAACUGUUUGUAUAGAUGUUUCUGUAAUGGUCACCCGUGUGAUAGGAUGUCGGGAAAAUGUAAUUGUUCAUCAGGAUACAUGGGCAUGGCUUGCGAACAAUCUUGUCCAGAAGGCAAAUAUGGACGUAACUGUGUAGAGACAUGUAGCUGUAGAAACAGUUUAUCUUGUGACAAGAUGACUGGCAGGUGUAAUUGUUUACCUGGUUACCAUGGUGAUAAUUGUGAUGAAAUUUGUGAGCAAGGAUUCCAUGGCUUGAAUUGUUUUGAGAUGUGUGACUGUGCCAAUAAUGCAACAUGCAAGCAUGACUCCGGAAAUUGUAUAUGCAGACCAGGCUGGAGGGGAAAACGUUGUAACAAACCAUGUUUACCCGGCACUUUUGGUGACCAAUGCGACCAGACGUGCAUGUGUUCUGAGGAUGAACCUUGCUUUCACGUGACGGGACAAUGUAAAUGCCCACCUGGAUACUUUGGGCCAUCAUGCGAACAAUCUUGUUUACCUGGGACAUUUGGACCUGAAUGCCGCGGUGUAUGUACAUGCGGAAAGAAUUUUGAUUGUGACCACGUAACAGGCAGCUGCGUUUGUAAUACAAGCUUAAAAGGGAAGAAGUGCAGAAAAGCAAAAACAAGAAGGGAAAAGCAGGCUCGGAAGGGAAAAAUGAAGUCUGGAUUUUGGCAAGAAUUACUUACUAAGAAUCUUGUUGCAGAGGAACUACGGAUAGGUUGUAGCGAAGACGAGUAUGGUCCUAAUUGUGACAGACAAUGUGAAUGUGAGCGAGAUUCCAAAUGUGACGCAGUGAAUGGAAAAUGUUUAUGUAAUCAAGGAUAUGUAGGUUCAACAUGUAAGCACGAGUGUCCAGAGGGAAGAUUUGGCGACAAUUGUACAAAGAUUUGUGAUUGUAGGAAUGGUGCUCAAUGCAGCAAGAUAAACGGACAUUGUAAAUGUUUACCAGGAUAUAAGGGGGGAAAAUGUGAAAAAGUUUGUGAAGAGGGGUUUUACGGUGACAAUUGUGAAGAAGAAUGUCAGUGCGGAAUAAUGGGACAUUGUGAUCCUAACACUGGUCGAUGUAUAUGUGGGUUAGGUUGGCAAGGCCCAACAUGCGAGGAACGUUGUCAGUCUGGAAAGUUUGGUCCGGAUUGUAAAUAUUCAUGUAAAUGUCAGAAUGAAGCAUCAUGUGAUCCUGUCACUGGCUGCUGCGAAUGUAAGCCUGGUUUUUAUGGACAAUCUUGUGAAAUAGCGUGUCCCAGUGGCACACAUGGGCAGUAUUGUUCAGAAAGAUGUGAUUGUGAAAAUGGCGCAGAUUGUGAUGCUGAAACUGGGGCAUGCGACUGUAUACCUGGAUAUACUGGUGACACGUGCCAACAAGUGUGUCCAACUGGUCUGUAUGGAAAACGUUGCUCGAAUUCGUGUGAAUGUGACUCUGGAAAUUGUCACCACGUGACAGGAGAGUGUAUUUGUCCGGCGGGAUUUAUGCCACCUGAUUGCACCUUAUCAUGCAAAGAAGGUCGGUUUGGGCCGAACUGUGAAUUCCUUUGUGACUGUGAUAAUGGCGGAAUAUGCAAUCCUAUAUCUGGAUCUUGUAGUUGUAAAAAUGGAUGGAUAGGACCAAGGUGUGACUCUCCACUCAGAGUGAACAGAAAGAAUAUAUUUGGACGGUAGUGGUUGAUAAAGAACACGUACCAAGAAGGGGAGAUAUACCAUGGCAAUGGAAUUAUUCUUAUAGACGCAAAUGAAACUUGUGAAGAAUUUUGAAAAAAGAAGAGAUUAACCAAAAAAGAAAAUGUGGGCUUAAGAUGAAAAAUGACAUCAGUGUUGCCUGUCUGUUAUCGCAACAAAACUCUACACAAUGACUGAUGAAGACUAUUGGUGUAGAGUAAUUGUGACGAAAGUGCUUAAGUUUUUACAAUUUGAUAGCAUAUAUUUCUAUAACUGCUGUUGGGGUGUGUGAGUGUGUCAUUCAUUGUAACAUAAUGUUAACAUUAAACAUUGACACUGCUAAUUUCUGUAAUAUAUACAAUACUUAUACUGAUUUUUUCAUGCUAAUUGUGUACGGUAAAUAGUUAAAUAUUGUGAUCUGUUUAAUAUUGAUUGUAACAUGAUUAUUAAAAUAAUGUUUUGAUAUAAAAUAUUUCAAACCAUGUAUAACAUUAAAUUUUUCUUAACCACGAGGUAAAUGUAAGUUUGAAUGAAGCUCGAGCAUUCGGCUGUUUAAGAAUAUUCGUACAUAUAACUAUUGACAAAGUGUAGGGCGCAAUGGUUAGUUAUUUCUUCCCUGAAGCUAAUAAGCCUGUUACAAGAUAACUAUAACAACGACUUGGGUCACAAUAUUGUUGUUAUCUCUUAAAACCUUUUUAUAUUCUUCCUCGGUUAGUAUAUGUAGAAAAACAUAUGACCGUAUAUUGAUGACACAUAUAAACGUAUGGCUUAUAUGGUCCACUUUAUCAUAUGGCUAAGUUGAAAUUAUUACUAUGUGUAAUUAAAUGGUUCACUUAAACAUAUGAUCUUAGAUCAGUUACUUACUUGAUAUUUGUUCAGAUGAAAUGAUAUUUUUGUUACACUCUUCUUUGCAUUAGUCAUCUAGGUCUUUUAUGCUUCACAUACUGUAUACAGUAUAUAGUAUAAACAUGAAAAUGGCAUAUUCAGGAACAUACAGCAAUCUAUGGUAUCUGUUUGGAAGUGGUGGAAUAAAGAUUUCUGAAUGUAAUUGUAUAUUUUCGUGGCCAGUAAUUCCAUGUAUUUAAACAUUAAUUUUAUUUCAUUUAUUUAACUAGAGAAACUACUGAACUGUUUGUAGUUACUUGCACAUUAUCUCUGUACUCUUUUGUAUGAUUGUUUUGUUUUUGAGAACGUUAGGUUGAGUGUUUGACUUAAGUAGCUCUAAACAUUGCCAAGAGUUUGUUGGUUCUUAAAUCGUAUAUUGAUUCCAAUUGCAAAAAAUGUGGACUUAAUGAAUAAACUUGCUUUAUCAAGUUCGAUAAAAUACCAAUGUUGAUAAAAAAUAUCUUUGGUAAUAAUAUAUAAUGACAUGGAUAACGGCAUAGAACGUCAAUAUUUUUUCUGAUCUGACAAAAAAUGUCAUGCAAAAAGUCAGAACAAUUACACGGUGAUCUAUUACGUGCUUUAUUACACCAGAAGCAUUCCUACCUGGUGCAAGUCCUAAUACCAACAUUGUUUCCCGGUUUAGAGUUUCCUUAGAAACAUCGCAUCUGGCUUAUAUUUCAGAACAUUUCGAAGUCCUUAUAAAGUAAACAAAUGUGACCAGUUUAACACAAUACAAUUUAUAACUGCUGCGUUUCUUUGAAUGUUAAAUGAAUCCAUGCUCAUGUUUGUUAUUAAAAAGGACACUUGUUGGUGAAUCGGGCGUUAAAAAUUAAAGAGGUUGUUAACGAGGUAGAUAAAAGGUUCGGCCGUAGAUAGCAAGGAGUGAGCAUAUGGGAAAUUAUCAUUACUUCUGGAAUAAUUCAGUUUCCGGAGCAUAACUUUAGUUCCAUUUGUCCCACAAUAUUUAAAAUUCAUAGGAUGAUUGUCCAUAUUAGGUAGAAGAUCCAUAUUGAUUUUGGGGUCACAAGGUCAAGGCCACUAUUACCUUAAAACUGAAAACAGUUUCCGGGGCAUAAUUUAAGUUUUAUUUGGCCCACAAUAUUCAAACUUCAUAGGAUGAUUGUCCAUAUGGGUAGAAGACCCCUAUUGAUUUUGGGGUCACAACGUCAAAGGUCAAGGUCACUAUUACCUUAAAACUGAAAACAGUUUCCGGAGCAUAACUUAAGUUCCAUUUGGCCCACAAUAUUCAAACUUCAUAGGAUGAUUGUCCAUAUUGGGUAGAAGACCUCUAUUGAUUUUGGGGUCACAAGGUCAAUAGUCAAAGUCACUGUUACCUUAGAACUGAAAGUGGAGGAGUGCUUUUUGAAGGAGGUUAUACUUUAUUUAAUUCCCAUGUCUUAUAAACGCUUCAUCCUUACUAAAAAAACACUUUUGGGCUAAAAAUGCUCUGCCUAGCGGUGCUCUUGUUAAUAUCUGGGUCUAUAAUCCCUUUUUGAGUGUUUGGUAUUUUUUCAACAUCACCAUUACUCCACCACACUGCAAUGGCUACAUUUUAGUCCUAAAUCUUCUGGAAUUUCAUUCAUUACACACAUUAUCAGGUGAUAAUUUGAAAAUAUGUCACUUGUCAUCGUGGGAGGUCUGUGCAACACAAGAAUUAUUAAAAUGGUUCAUGUUCUAUCUUAUAAAUUAAGGUUUACAGAUUUUACAUCAUUACACAAUCUUUAAAAAAACAUAGUUCCAUAGUUUCCAGAUGAUUACUCUCUUAAGGUGGUAAUAGACUGAAAUAAUUUUUAUCAUGAAAUAAAGGGCAAUUUCAAAUUUGGCUACAUAGCACUCAUUUUGUGUCGCCUGCUACAGAGUAGCAGUGACAUAUAGGGACCACUUCUCCGUCGUCUAUCUGUCCAUCAGAUACAAAACGUGUCCGCACUCCUCUAAAACUACUGGUGCAAUUUCAUCCAAGCUUUGUGUGAAUGAUCAGUACCAAAUCUUGUUGUACAUAUCGGGGAAUGAUUUUUGCCGGAGUUAUGACCCUUUAAUGAGUUUUAGUUUUAAAGUUAGUUCUACUUUUUCUUUUAUACCACUAAUACAAAUUCAAUGAAACUAGGAUUGAUCGGUAGCUCAAGUGAUCAUAAUAUAUAUACAGGUUUUUGAUACAUGGGCCUUUCGGUUGAAUCAUUUUGGCUGGGUUAUGACCCUUCAAUAAAAAGGGCAUUUUUGACCUGUUAAUGAUUUUUGUGUCGCCAUCUACACAGAAGCUGGUAUAUUCUACAAAGCAGAAACAACUUAAAGGGAUCGCUACGUAAUUGUCUUUUUCUCCGUGUGUCUGUCUGUCCGUCACAAAACUUUGACUUUUCCUUAAGAAUUACUGGUGCAAUUUCAUCCAAACUUUACUGGAAUGAUAAGUAUACCAAGUCUAGUGCAUAUCGUUGGCAUGUUUCAGUUAAAUGAUUUUUGUCACACUUAUGGCCCUGUAAUGUUUUUGUGUUUUUUUUAAGUUUUGUCUUCUUCUCUUAUACUACCUCAAACACUUGCGCAUAUGUUAACGGGUUAUCGGGUUGAGUUAUUUUUGCUGAGUUAUGGCCCUUAAAUA
This is a messenger RNA of Ruditapes philippinarum (Manila clam), 6734 nucleotides long. RefSeq names its product multiple epidermal growth factor-like domains protein 6. Gene Ontology annotation, molecular function: scavenger receptor activity. The transcript is spliced from 26 exons. Bases 224 to 3262 code for a protein of 1012 amino acids. The record is from RefSeq and is a predicted model, not a curated record. Lineage: Eukaryota; Metazoa; Mollusca; Bivalvia; Venerida; Veneridae.